Messenger RNA from Coregonus sp. 'balchen', 28691 nucleotides. The record is from the annotation of a GenBank genome assembly. Lineage: Eukaryota; Metazoa; Chordata; Actinopteri; Salmoniformes; Salmonidae.
AUGUAUGCCGUGUACCGCCAAGCCCACUCCCCCACCGCCAUCGAGUUUUCUGUCUACUGCAACUUCAUCUCCAACGAGGAGAAGAACCUGGUCGUCGCUGGAACAUCUCAGCUUUACGUCUACAGGAUCAUUCACGAUGUGGAGGUAAAGUAGCUUUUAGCUAUGUUCAUCUUUCGUUCCUCAGUCACUGAUCAAAAGUACAAUCAGAUAAACGAAGAUAAAUAAAUGUUAGCUACCUUGUGUGGGGAAUAUUAUGUUUUUUCCCUCAUGACAUCCAGUUUACAGUAAUUUACAUCUUUCUCUUCAUAUUUCAGAAUGCUUCAAAGACAGACAAAUCACCAGGUAUGUCCAAAACUGCCUUGUGAUCUAGCAACGUUCUGGUGAAAGAGCAGCUAGUAUGGUGGAAAACCCAGACCUAGGGCAACAACACUAUGCUAUGUUCCACUAUGUUGGAACAUUGUAGGAGGCAACCUGUCUGUGUAGAGAGACUAGUGAACCUCACUGUAUGCUAUUAUUAUGUUGUCAGCCUUCCUCAGACAUGCACGUGCCAACAUUACAGACCAUCUCUGACAUCUGAUUUCUUCUUUGACACGUUCUUGAUAUUUUCCUUGUCCUCUGCAGAUGUCAAGAGUCGUAAGGAGAAGCUUGAGCAGGUGGCUUGUUUCUCCCUGUUCGGUAACGUCAUGUCCAUGGCCUCUGUUCAGCUAGUAGGAGCCAACAGAGAUGCUCUCCUGCUCAGCUUCAAAGAUGCUAAGGUACCUGAGACGUCUAGAUUGAUUGUUUUACUAAUCCUAAACUCACAGCGUUCAUAUUCCAGGUUACUUUAGCCUACUCUAUUCUUUAAAUGUUAUCAAUUAUGAUGUAGCAGUAGCUAUGUGUAGUGGGUGCAAGCAAUCUGUCCUUGAAAAUGUAUCUGACUGCUGUUUACUAUGUCUUGGUUUUGUUUACUCCAGCUGUCCGUGGUGGAGUAUGAUCCAGGAACACAUGAUCUGAAGACUCUCUCGCUUCACUUCUUUGAGGAGCCAGAGCUGAGGGUAAGAGGAAAUUAACUGUGCUUGAAAAACAUUCAAAGACAAAUUACUACCAAGAUGACCAUAUAUGGAAAAAGUUGUAUCUUAUUCCAUAAUUGUUGUAUCUCCAGGAUGGGUUUGUCCAGAACCUGCACAUCCCCAUGGUCCGUGUGGACCCAGAGAACCGCUGUGCUGUGAUGCUGGUGUAUGGCACCCAGCUGGUGGUGCUGCCAUUCAGAAAGGACACGCUUACUGACGAACAGGAGGGAGUAGUGGAAGGGUAUGUAGACAUAUUUCAUUUCAUCAUUUGAUUUAUUUAGUUAGGAUAGACCACUCAGUAACAUUUGCCACAGUUUUUCCAGAGAGUCCUAGAAUCCAUAGCACCUCGUAGUGAUAUUUAGGAGACCUAUAGCAAUGCACUCUUGAGUUGUAGUAACAGUUAUUCUUGACUCGUGUUUUAUUUUACCACCGAUACAGGCCCAAGUCCAGCUUUCUUCCCAGCUACAUCAUCGAUGUCCGUGAGCUGGAUGAGAAGCUUCUGAACAUUGUCGAUAUGAAGUUCCUCCACGGAUACUAUGAACCCACACUGCUCAUCCUGUAUGAGCCCAACCAGACGUGGCCUGGGUCAGUACACCACAUCGGCACCUGUCCUCCUCUGUUCCUCCUGUCUGUCUUAAGGAGACCGCCCCCCUAAACAAAAGUCUGCUGACGAGUUAACAUGAAGAAGGCUAGGAACUUAGCCAUGUCUGGUUCAGACCUGUUUAUGACUGGUAAUAUUGUGGUGUGCAACUCUAGUCUGACCAUGUCCUCCUCCUCCAGGCGUGUAGCAGUGAGACAGGACACCUGCAGUAUCGUAGCCAUCUCUCUCAACAUCAUGCAGAAGGUUCACCCUGUCAUCUGGUCCCUCAGCAACCUGCCCUUUGAUUGCACACAGGUCAUGCCUGUGCCCAAGCCAAUUGGUAAUCACUCACUACAUUUAUGGGUUCUUAUAUUCUGAGUUACAAAUGAAGAGACUUGUAUGAUCAUAUCAUGACUCAAUGUGAAUUUAUUCCCGUUGUGUUUCUAGGUGGUGUGGUGGUGUUUGCUGUCAACUCCCUUUUAUACCUCAACCAGAGUGUUCCUCCAUAUGGAGUGUCACUCAACACACAGACCACUGGGACCACCGCCUUCCCCCUACGUAAGUACUGACUGAGGACAAUAGUUCACAUACAUCAUUGUUCUCAAGCUCACUAUGCAUAUAGAAAGCAACUAUUAUUGCUUAUUAUUAUUAUUUUAUUAUAUAAAAACAUUUAUACCAUGCCUAGGAAAGUAAUUUGGUAACACGUAAGCUGCAAUAUACCUGGAGAUAAUUUAUAAAGCUUUAUAAAGUGUUGUAAGCAUGUAAGAGCCUUUAUAUAUUCUAAUAAGGCUGAUAAACCGUGUGUGUUGGUGUUUCAGGUAUACAGGAGGAGGUGAAGAUCACACUAGAUUGUUCCCAGUCCACCUUCAUCGGCUCUGACAAGAUGGUCAUCUCUCUAAAGGGAGGAGAGAUGUGAGUAGAGCACAUAACAGUUGUGAUGGAAUUUAUUAGCUAUGAACAAAAAUAUAAACGCAACAUGCAACAAUUUCAAAGAUUUUACUGAGUUGCAGUUGAUAUAAGGAAAUCAGUCAAUUUAAAUACAUUCAUUAGGCCCUAAUCUAUGGAUUUCACAUGACUGGGAAUACAGAUAUGCAUCUGUUGGUCACAGAUGCCUUCAAAAAAAGGUAGGGUCGUGAAUCAGAAAACCAGUCAGUAUCUGGUGUGACCACCAUUCACCUCAUGCAGUGCGACACAUCUCCUUCGAAUAGAGUUGAUCAGGCUGUUGAUUGUGGCCUGUGGAAUGUUGUCCUACUCCUCUUCAAUGACAGAGCGAAGUUGCUGGAUAUUGGCGGGAACUGGAACACGCUGUCGUACACGUCGAUCCAGAGCAUCCCAAACAUGCUCAAUGGGUAACAUGUCUGGUGAGUAUGCAGGCCAUGGAAGAACUGGGACAAUUUCAGCUUCCAGGAAUUGUGUACAGAUCCUUGCGACGUGGGGCCGUGCAUUAUCAUUCUGAAACAUGAGGUGAUGGCGGCGGAUGAAUGGCAUGACAAUGGGCCUCAGGAUCUCGUCACAGUAUCUCUGUGCAUUCAAAUUGCCAUUGUGUUCGUUGUCCAUAGUUUAUGCCUGCCCAUACCAUAACCCCACCGCCACCAUGGGGCAAUCUGUUCACAACGUUGACAUCGGCAAGCCGCUCGCCCACACGACGCCAUACACGUGGUCUGCGGUUGAGCGGCCGGUUGGACGUACUGCCAAAUUCUCUAAAACAACAGUGAUGGCUUAUGGUAGAGAAAUGAACAUUCAAUUCUCUGGCAACAGUUCUGGUGGACAUUUCUGCAGUCAGCAUGCCAAUUGCACUCUCCCUCAACUUAAGUCAUCUGUGGCAUUGUGUUGUGUGACAAAACUGCACAUUUUCGAGUGGCUUUUUAUUUUGUAUUUUUUAGGGGGUAGAUCUGUUUAAAGCUGCAGAUAGAUUGUAGCUUCCAUCAAUGUAAUUGUCUGCAUCAUUUCCAAUCCCCCAUAUACAGUGAGGUAAAAAAGUAUUUGAUCCCCUGCUGAUUUUGUACGUUUGCCCACUGACAAAGACAUGAUCAGUCUAUAAUUUUAAAUGGUAGGUUUAUUUGAACAGUGAGAGACAGAAUAACAACAAAAGAAUCCAGAAAAACUCAUGUCAAAAAUGUUAUAAAUUGAUUUGCAUUUUAAUGAGGGAAAUAAGUAUUUGACCCCUCUGCAAAACAUGACUUAGUACUUGGUGGAAAAACCCUUGUUGGCAAUCACAGGGGUCAGACGUUUCUUGUAGUUGGCCACCAGGUUUGCACACAUCUCAGGAGGGAUUUUGUCCGACUCCUCUUUGCAGAUCUUCUCCAAGUCAUUAAGGUUUCGAGGCUGACGUUUGGCAACUCGAACCUUCAGCUCCCUCCACAUAUUUUCUAUGGGAUUAAGGUCUGGAGACUGGCUAGGCCACUCCAGGACCUUAAUGUGCUUCUUCUUGAGCCACUCCUUUGUUGCCUUGGCCGUGUGUUUUGGGUCAUUGUCAUGCUGGAAUACCCAUCCACGACACGAUCCGUCCAUCGUUCCUUUGAUGCGGUGAAGUUGUCCUGUCCCCUUAGCAGAAAAACACCCCCAAAGCAUAAUGUUUCCACCUCCAUGUUUGACGGUGGGGAUGGUGUUUUUGGGGUCAUAGGCAGCAUUCCUCUUCCUCCAAACACGGCGAGUUGAGUUGAUGCCAAAGAGCUCGAUUUUGGUCUCAUCUGACCACAACACUUUCACCCAGUUCUCCUCUGAAUCAUUCAGAUGUUCAUUGGCAAACUUCAGACGGCCCUGUAUAUGUGCUUUCUUGAGCAGGGGGACCUUGCGGGCACUGCAGGAUUUCAGUCCUUCACGGCGUAGUGUGUUACCAAUUGUUUUCUUGGUGACUAUGGUCCCAGCUGCCUUGAGAUCAUUGACAAGAUCCUCCCGUGUAGUUCUGGGCUGAUUCCUCACCGUUCUCAUGAUCAUUGCAACUCCACGAGGUGAGAUCUUGCAUGGAGCCCCAGGCCGAGGGAGAUUGACAGUUAUUUUGUGUUUCUUCCAUUUGUGAAUAAUCGCACCAACUGUUGUCACCUUCUCACCAAGCUGCUUGGCGAUGGUCUUGUAGCCCAUUCCAGCCUUGUGUAGGUCUACAAUCUUGUCCCUAACAUCCUUGGAGAGCUCUUUGGUCUUGGCCAUGGUGGAGAGUUUGGAAUCUGAUUGAUUGAUUGCUUCUGUGGACAGGUGUCUUUUAUACAGGUAACAAGAUGAGAUUAGGAGCACUCCCUUUAAGAGUGUGCUUCUAAUCUCAGCUCGUUACCUGUAUAAAAGACACCUGGGAGCCAGAAAUCUUUCUGAUUGAGAGGGGGUCAAAUACUAAUUUCCCUCGUUAAAAUGCAAAUCAAUUUAUAACAUUUUUGACAUGCAUUUUUCUGGAUUUUUUUGUUGUUAUUCUGUUUCUCACUGUUCAAAUAAACCUACCAUUAAAAUUAUAGACUGAUAAUUUCUUUGUCAGUGGGCAAACGUACAAAAUCUGCAGGGGAUCAAAUACUUUUUUCCCCUCACUGUAUGUUUUUGUAAAAAAAUUAAUAUAUAUAUAUAUACAUACAUGCAUACAUACAUACCUUUGUAAAUUAUAUUUUCCUUUAUUAUUUUCCCCUAACCCUACCACCCCUCCCCUAAUUGGAGUGGCCUUUUAUUGUCCCCAGCACAAGGUGCACCUGUGUAAUGAUCAUGCUGUUUAAUCAGCUUCUUGAUACGCCACACCUGUCAGUUGGAUGGAUUAUCUUGCCAAAGGAGAAAUGUUUACUAAUGGAUGAAAACAGUUUUUUGUGCGUAUGGAACAUUUCGGGGAUCUGUUAUUUCAGCUCAUGAAACAUGGGAGCAACACUUUACAUGUUGCGUUUUAUAUUUUUGUUCAGUGUAUAUUUAUUUGCCGUAACUGCUUGAUUUGUUGUGCUCUCAAAUUGGUGUGGCAUAGUAGCAAUAACUGCAUUGUGUAGCUACAGCUAGAAUGGCAUUGUAUUUAGUCAUGACCUUGUAAGAGUCAUGCUUUGACUGUGUGCCUGUCCUCUCUCCUCAGCUAUGUGUUGACCCUGAUCACUGAUGGCAUGAGAAGUGUCCGAGCCUUCCACUUUGACAAGGCUGCUGCCAGCGUCCUCACCACAUGUGUAAGUAGGAUACAUUAGAUGUGUGUGGCACAAUGAGUUUACUGUGAGGACAGUGUGCUGACACAGGCCUCUGGCACCCCAGGGGAAAGUCUCAUGGACAGCUGCUGUUCCUGACGCAUUACAUCUCCACACACACACACUGAUAAUGUGCUGACCGCAGCCCUUGACAGUUUACUGCAUUAUGCGCAAACUCAUGUGGAGAGAGAGAGAGGGGGAAGAGAGAGAGAGAGAAAGAGCGCAUCAGAGAGAGAUAGUUGUUGGCAUAGAAGGGCUGGUUUACACACAAACGCACUCAGCUGUGAAUAGAGCAGUGCAGGGAUAUUCUCAGUCUGCUGCCAGCAGUUGGCCAAGAGAGAACUGGUCAUGGAGGAGCUGUGGAAGCAUAGAGGUUCCCCACCUCUCACCCCUGUCUCUUACCCACCUCUCACCCCUGUCUCUUCUCAUCUCACCCCUGUCUCUUACCCACCUCUCACCCCUGUCUCUUCUCAUCUCACCUCUGUCUUUUACCCACCUCUCACCCCUGUCUCUUCUCAUCUCACCCCUGUCUCUUCUCAUCUCACCCCUGUCUCUUACCCACCUCUCACCCCUGUCUCUUCUCAUCUCACCUCUGUCUUUUACCCACCUCUCACCCCUGUCUCUUCUCAUCUCACCCCUGUCUCUUACCCACCUCUCACCCCCUGUCUCUUCUCCUGCUCUCACCCCCUGUCUCUUCUCCUCAUCUUCCCCCUGUCUCUUCUCCUCCUUUACCCCCUGUCUCUUCUCCUCCUCUAACUCUGUCCCUCGUCCCCCCAGAUGAUGACCAUGGAGCCUGGGUAUCUGUUCCUGGGGUCCCGGCUGGGAAACAGCCUCUUGCUAAAAUACACAGAGAAGUACCAGGAGAAACCAGAGAAGCCACCAGUGGAGGAGGACAAAGAGAAGGAAGAGGAGACCGAUGAGGAGAAGCAGGUGAGUUGGUUUGGAUUUUAGUUCAUAUGUAGAUAUUCUCCUCAGUCUGGUCCCUGUGGCAUAUUGCUGUGAGUGAUUGUCAAAAAUGUAAAGAUUCCAUAGAUGUAUAGAUUCUAGUCAAGGCAUAGUUGAUCAAAUUGAGCUUCAAAAUGUAGCAAGUUGUAAAUGGGUGUUUGUUGCCAAAAGAGGAUGAUUUAAUUUUGUGGUUUAAAAAACAAGUAGCAGUCGUUGCCAAUGAAUAGCUUCUGUGCUUGUUUUCCACUUAUAAAGAGAUUUGUAGCACUUCAACUGCUGUUGUGACUGGUCUUUGACUAGCAGGUGUGGAAAUAUGACACUUAAUAUGUGAUGUCGCAUAUUAUAGUUCACCCCUGAAAAAAUAAGAUGUUUUAUCGUAAAAUACACUGGAUAGGUGCAGGGAAAUGUGUUGUUUUACAGGGUCAGCCAUAGUAGUACGGCGCCACUGGAGCAAAUUAGGGUUAAGUGCCUUGCUCAAGGGCACAUCGACAUAUGUUUAACCUUGUCUGCUCGGGUGUUCGAACCAGUGUCCUUUCAAUUGCUGGCCAAAACGCUCUAACCGCUAGGCUACCUACUGGCCCAUUGUCCAUUUUGUAAAUAAAUAUGCAAAAUGAAUUGCUGAUACACAUUCCUAUGUAUGUAUUCUGAUAUAAAUUGCAUAAUUAACUUAAACUUGAUAAUAAUUCCAGGAGGAACCUCCCAGUAAAAAGAAGAGAAAUGAUUCCUCUACCAACUUGACAGGUAUUUGGACAGUUGGUGUUUUACAAUAUCUUGGUUGUGUCUUGCAUAUUACCCUUCUUUACAUACACUACCGUUCAAAAGUUUGCGGUCACUUAGAAAUGUCCUUGUUUUCCAUGAAAACAUACAUGAAAUGAGUUUGAAUAGGAAAUAUAGCCAAAUGCAUGGGAAAUGUAGUCAUUGACAAGGUUAGAAAUAAUUAUUUUUAAUAGAAAUAAUAAUUGUGUCCUUCAAACUUUGCUUUCUUCAAAGAAUCCUCCAUUUGCAGCAAUUACAGCCUUGCAGACCUUUGGCAUUCUAGUUGUCAAUUUGUUGAGGUAAUCUGAAGAGAUUUCAUUCCAUGCUUCCUGAAGCACCUCCCACAAGUUGGAUUGGCUUGAUGGGCACUUCUUACGUACCAUACAGUCAAGCUGCUCCCACAACAGCUCAAUAGGGUUGAGAUCCGGUGACUGUGCUGGCCAGUCCAUUAUAGACAGAAUACCAGCUGACUGCUUCUUCCCUAAAUAGUUAUUGCAUAGUUUGGAGCUGUGCUUUGGGUCAUUGUGCUGUUGUAGGAGGAAAUUGGCUCCAAUCAAGCGCUGUCCACAGGGUAUGGCAUGGCAUGCAAAAUGGAGUGAUCGCCGUCCUUCUUCAAGAUCCCUUUUACCCUGUACAAAUCUCCCACUUUACCGCCACCAAAGCACCCCAGACCAUCACAUUGCCUCCACCAUGCUUGACAGAUGGCAUCAAGCACUCCUCCAGCAUCUUUUCAUUUGGCCUGCGUCUCACAAAUGUUCUUCUUUGUGAUCCGAACACCUCAAACUUAGAUUCGUCUGUCCAAAACACUUUUUUCCAAUCUUCCUCUGUCCAGUGUCUGUGUUCUUUUGCCCAUCUCUUAUUUUUAUUGGCCAGUCUGAGAUAUGGCUUUUUCUUUGCAACUCUACCUAGAAGGUCAGCAUCCCAGAGUCGCCUCUUCACUGUUGACGUUGAGACUGGUGUUUUGCGGGUACUAUUGAAUGAAGCUGCCAGUUGAAGACCUUCGAGGCGUCUGUUUCUCAAACUAGACACUCUAAUGUAUUUGUCCUCUUGCUCAGUUGUGCACCGGGGCCUCCCACUCCUCUUUCUAUUCUGGUUAGAGACAGUUUGCGCUGUGAAGGGAGUAGUACAUCGCGUUGUACGAGAUCUUCAGUUUCUUGGCAAUUUCUCGCAUGGAAUAGCCUUCAUUUCUCAGAACAAGAAUUGACUGACGAGUUUCAGAAGAAAUGUCUUUGUUUCUGGCCAUUUUUAUUCUGUAAUCGAACCCACAAUUGCUGAAGCUCCAGAUACUCAACUAGUCUCAAGAAGGCCAGUUUUAUUUCUUCUUUAAUCAGCACAACAGUUUUCAGCUGUGCUAACAUAAUUGCAAAAGGGUUUUCUAAUGAUCAAUUAGCCUUUUUAAAAUGAUAAACUUUAGCAAACACAAUGUGCCAUUGGAACACAGGACUGAUGGUUGCUGAUAAUGGGCCUGUGUACACCUACAGCUUCCAUUAAAAAUCAGCUGUUUCCAGCUACAAUAGCCAUUUACAACAUUAACAAUGUCUACACUGUAUUUCUGAUCAAUUUGAUGUUAUUUUAAUGGACAAAAAAAUUGCUUUUCUUUCGAAAACAAGGACAUUUCUAAGUGACCCCAAACGUUUGAACGGUAGUGUAUGUAUGGAACUAACUGAGGUGAUAAGGUCACCUAUAAUUAUGUUUUUAUAUUUAUAAAUAAUGUGUUACCUCCCAUGUCUUCUAUCCAGCUGGUAAGAACCAACUGCCUGAUGAGGUGGAUGAAAUUGAGGUGUACGGGAGCGAAGUGGCAUCUGGCACUCAAUUGGCCACCUACUCCUUUGAGGUAGGACCCCUUGUUAUCCCAGUAGAAGCUUUAUCCGUUCAUUAUUUAUAUUCUAGUCUUGGUUAUUGCAGACUUUAAAAUAUGUAUUUUCUAUAAUUGGCUCCAGGUAUGUGACAGCAUAUUGAACAUCGGACCUUGUGCUGGUGCAUCCAUGGGGGAGCCGGCCUUCCUCUCUGAAGAGGUACUUAUUUAUUUUAUUUUUCUACCCCCCUUUUCUCCCCAAUUUUGAUCUUGUCUCAUCGCUGCAACUCCCCAACGGUCUCGGGAGGCGAAGGUCGAGUCGUGCGUCCUCCGAAACAUGACCUGCCAAACCGUACUCAACACCUGCCUGCUUAACCCGGAAGUCAGCCGCACCAAUGUGUCGGAGGAAACACUGUUCACCUGAUGACCGAGGUCAGCCUGCAGGCGUCCGGCCUGCCACAAGGAGUCACUAGAGCGCGAUGAGCCAAGUAAAUUCCCACCGGCCAAACCCUCCCUUAACCCCGACGACGCUGGUCCAAUUGUGCGUCGCCCUAUGGGACUCCCGAUCACGGCCGGUUGUGAUACGGCCCAGGAUCGAACCCGGGUCUGUAGUGACUCCUCUAGCACUGCAUUAGACCGCUGCGCCACUCGGGAGGCCCGGUACUUUUAACUUUAAUUCGCAAAAGAGGUUUCUAACCUCAAGGGUCUUUCCAGUCAUGAUGUCCAUCAUGGUUGUUGUAUUUGGUAAAGCACUGAUUAAUAUCUAAUACCUCUACCAAUAUAUUUUCUCAAGCCCUUGCUAACAGUAAGACACACUAAGCCCUGUGUCUGGUGUUUCUGUGUCCACAGUUCCAGACCAACCCAGAGCCUGACCUGGAGAUAGUGGUGUGUUCUGGCUUUGGGAAAAACGGGGGUCUGUCCGUGCUUCAGGUAAAUACUCUACUCAUCCUGUCUCAGUAUUUCUGUGCAAGUGCAUACAUGUGGCUGCACUGUUCUAAGACCUGUGGUGGCGAGGCCCAUCUACCUCAUGUUCAGUGACGGUGCUACAGAGAACAACCACUCUGGGUUUACCAGGGCUGCUGCCUCAGAGAUCAGUGGAGCAGCUUAUAAACCACCCAGACACAUUUAUACAUGCAUUCAAGGAAAGAGCAUUGUGAAGACCAUUGACUUACUGCACAGAUUGUGAUUGUUCAUGGCAACACAGUGCAUUAGAAUGAUGUAGCUGCUGGAAAACAAUGUGAAGAGCUGAUAUUUUCAGAGUCAGCUUUGAGAGUUGAUGAUUCAGUUACUGUUUUGUGUGGCCCCUUCCCCUCCCAGAGGAGCAUCCAUCCCCAGGUGGUCACUUACUCAUAGGGACAUUGUUCUGUUAUUGAUCAUUGGUGAUUGUUUUGUCCUGGCCCCUCCCAGAGAAGCAUCCGACCCCAGGUGGUCACCACCUUUGAGCUGCCAGGUUGCCAUGACAUGUGGACUGUCAUCUCCAAUGAGGUGAAGGAGAUGAAGGAGAAAGAAAAGAAGAAGGACAAGCCUCCUGCAGCGGAGGGGGAGGGUGAGACCCCUGAGGAAGAGGAGGCGGAGGAGAAGACUGAGCCUGCGCCAGUGGAGGGCGACAAGAAAAAACAUGGCUUCCUGAUUCUCAGUAGAGAGGACUCCACCAUGGUACACCCACACCUCCCACCACAUCUCUACACAGUACAGUACACACGCCGCUCUACACAGCAGUCUGAAAGGGAGCUUUAUUUCCUCUCUUACAGUGCUCCAGCAUGUUUAGAUUGAGCCUGUAAUGUUGAUUAAGGGGAUUGAUUGAGGUCUAUUGGAAGUUAACUGGAACCCCUCCUGUGUGGUUCUCUAGAUCCUGCAGACUGGUCAGGAGAUCAUGGAGCUGGACACCAGUGGUUUCGCCACGCAGGGACCCACUGUGUUCGCUGGGAACAUCGGAGACAACAAAUACAUCAUCCAGGUCUCCCCCAUGGGUAUACGGCUAUUGGAAGGAGGUAGAGAGAUCUGUCCAUCUUUCAAUAAAAUAAGAAAAUAAUCCAUAAUACUGUGUCCCUACCUCUCACUCAUACUCUUUCACUGACUGUAAAGCACUUUGUGACGACUGUUGCUGUAAAAAGGGUUUUAGAAAUGCAUUUGAUUGAUUGAUGUUCCUUCCAGUGACCCAGCUGCACUUCAUCCCGGUGGACUUGGGUUCUCCCAUAGUGCAGUGCUCCGUAGCAGACCCCUAUGUGGUCAUCAUGACGGCAGACGGAGUGGUCACCAUGUUCAUCCUGAAGACCGACUCCUACAUGGGCAAGACCCACCGCCUGGCCCUGCAGAAACCACAGAUGGCUGCUGUGAGUCACGGUCAUGUCCUGUACUGUACAACUAAGCCAGACAGUAUUACAUCACAACCCGAUGGAUGAGUGAAAAAAUACGAUUCUCAGACCAGUGACUCUCUCUCUCUCUCUCUCCCCGUACAGCAACCCCGUGUGAUUACGCUGUGUACGUUCCGUGACGUCAGCGGGAUGUUCACCACAGAGAACAAGCAGACCUGUCACACCAAGGAUCAAGACACCAUGUUCAAGAGCCAAUCAGAGUCUGAAACCAUCAUACAGGACCUCAGGUAGGAUGUUUUUGAAUAAAGUAUGUAGUUUUGAACUGAAGAAUGAGCGCUACUCCAAAUCUCCCCAUGGACACUUUAUUUUUGGGGGCUGCACCUCGUUUCUUAGACAGUGGAAGCACUGUCUCAGCUCAGAGUUUAUUAGUAAAGCUCUCUCUUCCAUGUCUCCUCUUUAGUAACACAGUGGAUGAUGAGGAGGAGAUGUUAUAUGGAGACUGUAACCCAGCAGGCAUCACCCCCACCAAGGACGAGUCCCACCCCGGCUACCGCACCCCCUCCUCUGGGGCCCUGGGUGGGGCGUCCGAGGGGAGGUCGGGACGAGCUGAACCCACACACUGGUGCAUGAUGGUCCGCGAGAACGGUGUCAUGGAGGUAAGGAUCAAUGUCUCUAUUUUAUCAGCAUAAUAUUAGUAAUAGCUGUAUCAAUACACUUUUUGUAUUGUAUCAUAAUCAGUUAGUUUACAUAAUUUACACAGCUGUUACAAUUCUAAUACUGUUUAAUGCCAUUAUUUAUACUAUGGUGCUAUUUAGAGGUUGGAUAAAAGCCUGGGAACUUUAGGCUUAUGCUCAGAAAUUCACAAGAACUCAGUGGUCAUAACAAUGAGUGACACCACAACCGACAGGUGAACAUUUUCUGCAGGAUAGAGCUAUAGUAAAGCAACUUCCUCCUGUUCUCUAGAUCUACCAGCUACCUGACUGGAGACUGGUGUUCCUGGUCAAAAACUUCCCUGUUGGCCAGAGAGUGUUGGUUGACAGCUCCGCCGGCCAAUCAGCAGCCCAGGGGGAGGGGAAAAAGGAGGAAGUGACACGACAGGGAGAGAUCCCAUUGGUCAAAGAGGUGGCCCUGGUGUCACUCGGCAACAACCACUGCAGACCCUACCUCCUGGUGAGUUUUCAGUACAGGUAUUAAAGUAGAAUGACUGAACACCAGAAUAUGUAGCAGUAGCAGUGGUACUCAAUUUGGGAAAUUGCUUUAGAUACAGUUGAAGUCAGAAGUUUACAUACACUUAGGUUGGAGUCAUUAAAACUUGUUUUUCAACCACUCCAUUUCUUCUUAACAAACUAUAGUUUUGGCAAGUCGGUUAGGACAUCUACUUUGUGCAUGACACAAGUAAUUUUUCCAACAAUUGUUUACAGGCAGAUUAUUUCACUUAUAAUUCACUGUAUCACAAUUCCAGUGGGUCAGAAGUUUACAUACACUAAGUUGACUGUGCCUUUAAACAGCUUGGAAAAUUCCAGAAAAUGAUGUCAUGGCUUUAGAAGCUUCUGAUAGGCUAAUUGAUAUCAUUUGAGUCAAUUGUAGGUGUACCUGUUGAUGCAUUUCAAGGCCUACCUUCAAACUCAGUGCCUCUUUGCUUGACAUCAUGUGAAAAUCAAAAGAAAUCAGCCAAGACCUCAGAAAAAUAAUUGUAGACCUCCACAAGUGGUUCAUCCUUGGGAGCAAUUUCCGAAUGCCUGAAGGUACCACGUUCAUCUGCACAAACAAUAGUACGCAAGUAUAAACACCAUGGGACCACGCAGCCGUCAUGCCGCUCAGGAAGGAGACGCGUUCUGUCUCCUAGAGAUGAAUGUACUUUGGUACGGAAAGUGCACAUCAAUCCCAGAACAACAGCAAAGGACCUUGUGAAGAUGCUGGAGGAAACGGGUACAAAAGUAUCUAUAUCCACAGUAAAACAAGUCCUAUAUCGACAUAACCUGAAAGGCCGCUCAGCAAGGAAGAAGCCACUGCUCCAAAACCGCCAUAAAAAAAGCAGACUACAGUUUGCAACUGCACAUGGGGACAAAGAUCGUACUUUUUGGAGAAAUGUCCUCUGGUCUGAUGAAACAAAAAUAGAACUGUUUGGCCAUAAUGACCAUCGUUAUGUUUGGAGGAAAAAGGGGGUGGCUUGCAAGCCGAAGAACACCAUCCCAAACGUGAAGCACGGGGGUGGCAGCAUCAUGCUGUGGGGGUGCUUCGCUGCAGGAGGGACUGGUGCACUUCAUAAAAUAGAUGGCAUCAUGAGGAAGGAAAAUGUUGUGGAUAUAUUGAGGCAACAUCUCAAGACAUCAGUCAGGAAGUUAAAGCUUGGUCACAAAUGGGUUUUCCAAAUGGACAAUGACCCCAAGCAUACUUCCAAAGUUGUGGCAAAAUGGCUUAAGGACAACAGUCAAGGUAUUGGAGUGGCCAUCACAAAGCCCUGACCUCAAUCCUACAGAAAAUUUGUGGGCAGAACUGAAAAAGCGUGUGCGAGCAAGGAGGCCUACAAACCUGACUCAGUUACACCAGCUCUGUCAGGAGGAAUGGGCCAAUAAUUCACCCAACUUAUUGUGGGAAGCUUGUGGAAGGCUACCCGAAACGUUUGACCCAAGUUAAACAAUUUAAAUGCAAUGCUACCAAAUACUAAUUGAGUGUAUGUAUACUUCUGACCCACUGGGAAUGUGACGAAAUAAAUAAAAGCCUAAAUAAAUCAUUCUCUCUACUAUUAUUUGGACAUUUCACAUUCUUAAAAUAAAGUGGUGAUCCUAACUGACCUAAGACAGGGAAGUUUUACUAGGAUUAAAUGUCAGGAAUUGUUGAAAACUGAGUUUAAAUGUAUUUGGCUAAGGUGUAUGUAAACUUCCGACUUCAACUGUAUAUCUGAGGUUGUAUGUUCUGUUUCUUUCUCAGGUCCAUGUUGAACAGGAGCUUCUGAUCUAUGAAGCGUUCCCGUAUGACCAGCAGCAGGCUCAGAGCAACCUGAAGGUCCGCUUCAAGAAGGUAAGAAGAGCAAGUCCGUUGGACAAGCAAAGUCUAGUCAACAACUUUUUGGGACUAGGCUUAAUCUGUGUCUAGGAAACCAGUCUUAAAACGUCCAUUCAACACUGAUCAUUUAUGUCUUCCAACUGUUCUCCUGUGUUGUCUCAGAUGCCCCACAACAUCAACUUCCGGGAGAAGAAGUCGAAGGUGAAGAAAGAUAAGAAGGCUGAGGGUCAGGGUGGUCCCAGCGAAGAGGGGCCAGCGGUGGUCAAAGGUCGUGUGGCCAGGUUCAGAUACUUUGAGGACAUCUCCGGUUACUCUGGGGUAAGAGGUUCUCUUCCUACAAGACUAUAUCUACAUCAUGGGUAACGAGGGGUACACAUUUGGAUACUCAGGUUCCUUGCAAGAUACAUCUUGAAGGAGAGGUACUGCUGUCCACACAGACUUUAUAUACAGUGCAUUCGGAAAGUAUUCAGACCCCUUUUUGUUACGUUACAGCCUUAUUCUAAAAUAUUUUUUUAUUUUUUUACUCAGCAAUCUACACACAAUACCCCAUAAUGGCAAAGCAAAUUCAUACACAAAAAAAAACAUAUACCUUAUUUACAUUAGGAUUCAGACCCUUUGCUAUGAGUUUCGAAAUUGAGCUCAGGUGCAUCCUGUUUCCAUUGAUUAUCCUUGAGCUGUUUCUACAACUUGAUUGUAGUCCACCUGUGGUAAAUUCAAUUGAUGGGACAUGAUUUGGAAAGGCGCACACCUGUCUAUAUAAGGUCCCACAGUUGACAGUGCAUGUCAGAGCAAAAACCAAGCCAUGAAGUCAAAGGAAUUGUCCGUAGAGCUCCGAGACACAGAUCUGGGGAAGGGUACCAAAACAUUUCUGCAGCGUUGAAGAUCCCCAAGAACACAGUGGCCUCCAUCAUUCUUAAAUGGAAGAAGUUUGGAACCACCAAGACUCUUCCUAGAACUGGCCGCCCGGCCAAACUGAGCAAUCGGGGGAGAAGGGCCUUGGUCAGGGUGGUGACCAAGAACCCGAUGGUCACUCUGACAGAGCUCUAGAGUUCCUCUGUGGAGAUGGGAGAACCUUCCAGAAGGACAACCAUCUCUGCAGCACUCCACCAAUCAAGGCCUUUAUGGUAGAGUGGCUAGAUGGAAGCCACUCCUCAGUAAAAGGCACAUGACUGCCCACUUGGAGUUUGCCAAAAGGCCCCCAUAGACUCUCAGACCAUGAGAAACAAGAUUCUCUGGUCUGAUGAAACCAAGAUCAAACUCUUUGGCCUGAAUGCCAAGCGUCACGUCUGGAGGAAACCUGGCACCAUCCCUACGGUGAAGCAUGGUGGUGGCAGCAUCAUGCUGUGGGGAUGUUUUUCAGCGGUAGGGACUGGGAGACUAAUCAGGAUCGAGGCAAAGAUGAACAGAGCAAAAUACAGAGAGAUCCUUGAUGAAAACCUGCUCCAGAUCGCUCAGGUCCUCAGACUGGGGCGAAGGUUCAUCUUCCAACUGGACAACGACCCUAAGCACACAGCCAAGACAACGCAGGCGUGGCUUCGGGACAAGUCUCUGAAUGUCCUUGAGUAGCCCAGCUAGAGCCCGGACUUGAACCCGAUCGAACAUCUCUGGAGAGACCUGAAAAUAGCUGUGCAGCGACGCUCCCCAUCCAACCUGACAGAGUGUUAUGAACCCCGUGGCUUUAAAAGUCUAGGGUGGAUGGAAAAGAGACCCGUAACAUAACUCAUGCGAAUUAGAAUAUUGACAAGGAACAGUGAGAAUAAAAUACACCGACAACCAUGUGCUACCGUCAAACACAAAAUGUUUAUUAUAAACACACGGUAAACGGUUUGGGGAAAAGGGGCUGAGCUGGACCCAAGGAAUGAAACAAAGUCAAAAACCCCUAAACUGAUCUUGCCUGCCUCAAGAACCGCUAAGCUUACUGCUAACCAUACAAAAAUACAGUGGAUGGUCCGCUCAGGUCUAACUAGUGUGUUUAGACAAGGUUUUCCUACGGGUAAUGUAUGCCCAAGGGCGACUUGCUAAACCCCCCCUUUUCCCAGGCACAAACAAACAACAUAGGUCCAAUAUGGACUAACCAACAAACGAGUGAGUACACAAAAACAAGACACCACAGUAUACAUACUCAAAGAAAAAAAGAGUAUUGUCAGAAAACACAACUGACUGGCUUUUAAAACCAGGGGAUGUGUGAUAUGGUAAUGAAAACCAGAAACAGGUGGUGCAAUACGGAGGUGUGUCCACUGAUUGGUCCACCUCAGCAAUCAGCAGACGAACGGAUGUCGGACAGGUGGGACACACCAACGACCACCAAUCAGGGAAAACAAGGAACACCUGUGAUUAGGGCAGAAGGAGAGGGAAAAACAAAUACAUACAGGAUACCUGUAUCCGUAACACAGAGCUUGAGAGGAUCUGCAGAGAAGAAUGGGAGAAACUCCCCAAAUACAGGUGUGCCAAGCUUGUAGUGUCAUACCCAAGAAGACUCAAUGCUGUAAUCGCUGCCAAAGGUGCUUCAACAAAGUACUGAGUAAAAGGUCUAUGUAAUAUUUCAGUUUUUUAUAAAUUAGCAGACAUUUCUUGCUUUGUCAUUAUGGGUGUAGAUUGAGGGGUAAAAAAAAACAUUUGAAUCAAUUUUAGAAUAAGGCUGUAAUGUAACAAAGUGUGGAAAAAGUCAAGGGGUCUGAAUACUUUCCGAAGUCACUAUCUAUAGUAUAGUUCUGUGGGUUCUCAUUUUUUCUUGUUUGUGUCAGGUGUUCAUCUGUGGCCCCUCCCCUCACUGGAUGCUGGUGACAUCACGGGGCGCGAUGAGGCUCCACCCCAUGACGAUCGACGGACCAAUCGAGUCCUUCUCCCCCUUCCACAACAUCAACUGUCCCAAAGGCUUCCUCUACUUCAACAAGCAGGGCGAGCUGAGGAUCAGUGUUCUACCCACAUACCUGUCGUAUGACGCCCCCUGGCCAGUCAGGAAGAUUCCGCUGAGAUGCACUGUUCACUAUGUGUCCUACCAUGUAGAGUCCAAGGUGUAUGCAGUGUGCACCAGUGUGAAGGACCCCUGCACUCGCAUUCCCAGAAUGACCGGAGAGGAGAAGGAGUUUGAGACCAUAGACAGAGGUGGGACUAGUAUAUGCAUUAGUCUGUCUCCAUGACGUGCAUUUCACUUUCUCAUUGGUUUAUAUCUUUGUUCCUUCCUUCCUUCCUUCAUUCUUCCACCAUAAAAAUUCCUUUGUGUUGUGUUCUCCUCAGAUGAGCGCUACAUUCCGCCUCAGCAGGAGAAUUUCUCCAUUCAGCUCAUAUCUCCUGUCAGCUGGGAGGCCAUCCCUAACACACGGUAACAACUCUAGCUACUGCAGCUCACUGGAGCAUAGCCUCUAACAUGAGGCAUGUUCAUUAUAGAUAUGAUACGUAUUUACAAAUAUGGAUAUCUUUAUAUUUAAGCAUCUAGGGCGUAGUAGUGGGUGUCUGUUCUGACCUCCCUCCCUCUCUGAUAUUGGUCAGAAUUGACCUGGAGGAGUGGGAGCAUGUGACGUGUAUGAAGACGGUGGCGUUGAGGAGUCAGGAGACGGUGUCUGGGCUGAAGGGAUACAUAGCUGCUGGUACUUGUCUCAUGCAGGGAGAAGAGGUCACCUGUAGGGGCCGGGUGAGUCACCAAAACUACUCUGACUGCUGACUAGAGCCAGGAAUACCUUUGGGCCCGGGUUAUAUGCUGUAAGUUAUAGUCUAAAGUAGGGUCCAGAGUUGAUCCUAGUCAGGUCAGGAAACUUGGGACCUAUUACGGAGUCCGACAGAUAGAUGAUGCCAUUUGAAAUCAUGAUGUUGAUUUAGUGUGGACGGACUUCUCUACUAUUGUGUCCAGAUCCUGAUCCUGGAUGUGAUUGAGGUGGUCCCGGAACCCGGUCAGCCCCUGACGAAAAACAAAUUCAAGGUUCUGUAUGAGAAAGAGCAGAAGGGACCGGUCACAGCUCUGUGUCACUGCAGCGGAUACCUAGUCUCUGCCAUCGGACAGAAGGUGACAGACCCACCUCUGACUAUACCACUAUAGAUGUCCCAAUCUAUAUGUAUUUCCCACCCACCUCUCAAUAUAGUUCUGUUCCGAUUUACAUUGUUUUCAUUGUGUGGCCAACAUGUUGCAGUUGAAUGUAUUUUUGAUGGUAUUGAAUUAGCCAUUAUUAUCAGAACUGUUCAGAAAGCCCUUUUAAGGAGCACAAGAACGGUACUUCAACCAUCUCUCCUGUAACCCUGAGACGACAAAGUCCUGGUUGUGAUCAAUGUAUCUGUCUAUUCAUCUCUCUGUCUAGAUCUUUCUGUGGAGUCUGAAGGACAACGACCUGACAGGCAUGGCCUUCAUCGACACCCAGCUUUACAUCCACCAGAUGUUUAGCAUCAAGAACUUUAUCCUGGCGGCUGACGUCAUGAAGAGCAUCUCUCUGCUCAGAUACCAGCCUGAGAGUAAGACGCUGUCGCUAAUUAGCAGGGUAAGACAGCAAGGUUACAGGACUACCUUAGUAGUAACACAGGGGAGAUGUCAAACCAGAAACUUCAAAGGAUUGUGUUUAAGUGGCACGUGAUUUAGCAUCUUCUGACUCUCUGAUUAUCAUUCUCUGAGGGUUUUUGUUCCAUGUUAGUUUGUUGUUUAUGGAUUUAAUCGUACAUCCCAGAUGAGGGUUUCUGUUCGUGGAUGAAAGAAAGCACUGUCUUUGUUCUUUCCUGUGUUCCCAUGUGCAGUCCCAGGGUUUGUUGUGUGUUGAGUUUAUCUUCUAGAGCAGUGCUGGAGGGGAUGAUUAAAUGGUCGGGGUCGUUCAUGUUCGUUCUUCAUGCCAGUGUUUGAGUGUUAUGGGAGUCUUAAUGCAGGGUUCCUCAAUAGGUGGAAGUUUUCUGAGCCCCAAAAAAUGUAGAUAUAAAAAUGUGUAUAUAUACACUACAUGACCAAAAGUAUGUGGACACCUGCUUGUCGAACAUCUCAUUCCAAAAUCAUUAACAUUAAUAUGGAGUUGGUCCCCCCUUUGCUGCUAUAACAGCCUCCACUCUUCUGGGAAGGCUUUCCACUAGAUGUUGGAACAUUGCUGCGGGGACUUGCUUCCAUUCAGCCACGAGCAUUAGUGAGGUCAGGUACUGAUGUAGGGCGAUUAGGCCUGACUCGCAGUCAGCGUUCCAAUUCAUCCCAAAGGUGUUUGAUGGGGUUAAGGCCAGUCAAGUUCUUCCACACCGAUCUCAACAAACCAUUUCUGUAUGGACCUCGCUUUGUGCAUGGGGGCAUUGUCAUGCUGAAACAGGAAAGGGCCUUCCCCCAAACUGUUGCCACAAAGUUGGAAACACAGAAUUGUCUAGAAUGUCAUUGUAUGCUGUAGCGUUAAGAUUUCCCUUCACUGGAACUAAGGAGCCUAGCCCGAACCAUGAAAAACAGCCCCAGACCAGUAUUCCUCCUCCACCAAACUUUACAGUUGGCACUAUGCAUUGGGGCAGGUAGCAUUCUCCUGGCAUCCGCCAAACCGAGAUUCGUCCGUCGGACUGCCAGAUGGUGAAGUAUGAUUCAUCACUCCAGAGAACACGUUUUCACUGCUCCAGAGUCCAAUGGCGGCAAGCUUUACACCACUCCAGCCGACGCUUGGCAUUGCGUAUUGUGAUCUUAGGCUUGUGUGCUGCUGCUGGCCAUGGAAACCCAUUUCAUGAAGCUCCCGACGAACAGUUAUUGUGCUUCCAGAGGCAGUUUGGAACUCGGUAGUGAGUGUUGCAACCGAGGACAGAAGAUUUUUACGCGCUUCAGCACUCGGCAGCCCCGUUCUGUGAGCUUGUGUGGCCUACCACUUCGCGGCUGAGGCGUUGUUGCUCCUAGACGUUUCCACUUCACAAUAACAGCACUGACAGUUGACCGGGGCAGGUCUAGCAGGGCAGAAAUUUGACGAACUGACUUGUUGGAAAGGUGUCAUCCUAUAACGGUGCCACGUUGAAAGUCACUGAGCUCUUCAGUAAGGUCAUUCUACUGCCAAUGUUUGUCUUUGGAGAUUGCAUGGCUGUGUGCUCCAUUUGAUACAGCUGUCAGCAACAGCUGUGGAUGAAAUAGCCGAAUCCACUAAUUUGAAAGGGUGUCCACAUUCUUUUGUGUAUAUAUAGUGUAUGUAUGUAUGUCGCUCUGGAUAAGAGCAUCUGCUAAAUGACGUAAAUGUGUGUGUGUAUGUAUGUGUGUGUGUGUAUACAGUGAGGGGAAGAAAGUAUUUGAUCCCCUGCAGAUUUUGUACGUUUGCCCACUGACAAAGACAUGAUCAGUCUAUAAUUUUAAUGAUUUAUUUUAUUAGUUUAUUUGAACAGUGAGAGACAGAAUAACAACAAAAAAAUCCAGAAAAACGCAUGUCAAAAAUGUUAUAAAUUGAUUUGCAUUUUAAUGAGGGAAAUAAGUAUUUGACCCCUCUGCAAAACAUGACAUAGUACUUGGUGGCAAAACCUUUGUUGGCAAUCAGAGGUCAGACGUUUAUUGUAGUUGGCCACAUCUCAGGAGGGAUUUUGUCCCACUCUUUGCAGAUCUUCUCCAAGUCAUUAAGGUUUCGAGGCUGACGUUUGGCAACUCGAACCUUCAGCUCCCUCCACAGAUUUUCUAUGGGAUUAAGGUCUGGAGACUGGCUAGGCCACUGCAGGACCUUAAUGUGCUUCUUCUUGAGCCACUCCUUUGUUGCCUUGGCCGUGUUUUUUGGGUCAUUGUAAUGCUGGAAUACCCAUCCACGACCCAUUUUCAAUGCCCUGGCUGAGGGAAGGAGGUUCUCACCCAAUAUUUGACGGUACAUGGCCCCGUCCAUCGUCCCUUUGAUGCGGUGAAGUUGUCCUGUCCCCUUAGCAGAAAAACACCCCCAAAGCAUAAUGUUUCCACCUCCAUGUUUGACGGUGGGGAUGGUGUUCUUGGGGUCAUAGGCAGCAUUCCUCCUCCAAACACGGCGAGUUGAGUUGAUGCCAAAGAGCUCGAUUUUGGUCUCAUCUGACCACAACACUUUCACCCAGUUCUCCUCUGAAUCAUUCAGAUGUUCAUUGGCAAACUUCAGACGGGCCUGUAUAUGUGCUUUCUUGAGCAGGGGGACCUUGCGGGCGCUGCAGGAUUUGUGUUACCAAUUGUUUUCUUGGUGACUAUGGUCCCAGCUGCCUUGAGAUCAUUGAAAAGAUCCUCCUGUGUAGUUCUGGGCUGAUUCCUCACCGUUCUCAUGAUCAUUGCAACUCCACAAGGUGAGAUCUUGCAUGGAGCCCCGGGCCGAGGGAGAUUGACAGUUAUUUUGUGUUUCUUCCAUCUGUCUCUCACUGUUCAAAUAAACCUACCAUUAAAAUUAUAGACUGAUCAUUUCUUUGUCAGUGGGAAAACCAGCAGGGGAUCAAAUACUUUUUUCCCUCACUGUAUAUACACUACCAUUCAAAAGUUUGGGGUCACUUAGAAAGGAAAGCAAUUUUUUUGUCCAUUAAAAUAACAUCAAAUUGAUCAGAAAUACAGUGUAGACAUUGUUAAUGUUGUAAAUGGCUAUUGUAGCUGGAAACAGACAAUAUUUCUUUUUUUAAUGGAAUAUCUACAUAGGCGUACAGAGGCCCAUUAUCAGCAACCAUCAGUCCUGUGUUCCAAUGGCACGUUGUGUUUGCUAAUUCAAGUUUAUCGUUUUAAAAGGCUAAUUGAUCAUUAGAAAACCCUUUUGCAAUUAUGUUAGCACAGCUGAAAACUGUUGUGCUGAUUUAAAGAAGCAAUAAAACUGGCCUUCUUGAGACUAGUUGAGUAUCUGGAGCAUCAGCAAUUGUGGGUUCUAUUACAGGAUCAAAAUGGCCAGAAACAAAUAACUUUCUUCUGAAACUCUUCAGUCUAUUCUUGUUCUGAGAAAUUAAGGCUAUUCUAUGCGAGAAAUUGCCAAGAAACUGAAGAUCUCGUACAACGCUGUGUACUACUCCCUUCACAGAACAGUGCAAACUGGCUCUAACCAGAAUAGAAAGAGGAGUGGGAGGCCCCGGUUCACAACUGAGCAAGAGGACAAAUACAUUAGUGUCUAGUUUGAGAAGCAGACGCCUCACAGCUCCUCAACUGGCAGCUUCAUUAAAUAGUACCCGCAAAACACCAGUCUCAACGUCAACCGUGAAGAGGCGACUCCGGGAUGCUGACCUAGGCAGAGUUGCAAAGAAAAAGUCCAGUGUCGGUGUUCUUUUGCCCAUCUUAAUCUUUUUAUUUUUUAUACUAUAUCUGUUUUGGAUUCUUGUGGUCAAUUUGCAGUGUACAAAUGAUUUAUAACUACUGUAUGUUCCUGCCCCGACCAUCUGCUCAAGGAAAAAUCAGCCCACGGCUGAAUGUAAUUGUUGACCCGUCUUAAUGGUUUUGCUUCGGUGUUUGGUUCCCCAGGACGCCAAGCCUCUGGAGGUCUACAGUGUAGAGUUUAUGGUGGAUAACAACCAGCUGGGAUUCCUGGGUAAGGUUUAUAUAACUUUGGUAGCUAACCAGGAUAACACUACCAGGCUAACUCUUUGGAUAGAGCUUAUAUAUGUCUAGACCUCUCAAAGGAAACGUAUUUUCUCUAUGUUUCAGUGUCCGACCGAGACCAGAAUCUAUCGGUGUACAUGUAUCUGCCUGAAGGUAAGUUAACAUAAACGUGGUAAUACUGUCCCACAAACAUCACAAUGUCAAAUAAAGACCGAGGUCAUGUGUGAUGACAAACUGCAGCUCCACCGUGUCAUGAUCACUGAACUGGUACUUUGUGUCCUGCUGUAGCUAAGGAGAGUUUCGGGGGCAUGCGUCUGCUGAGGAGGGCAGACUUCAACGUGGGAGCUAAUGUCAAUGCCUUCUGGAGGAUGCCCUGUCGAGGGGCACUGGACACAGCCACCAAGAAGACCCUGGCCUGGGACAACAAGCACAUCACAUGGUUUGGUAGGACACAACUUUGACUUUGUGAUUUGUAUUGAAACAGGGUAGAAGUUGAUGUGAAAGGGUUGUCUGUUGAAAAUCUUGCUUCAAUAGGUCUGAAUAAAUGCUCCUCCUGGUAUAAUGCUCUCAGAAGGAUGAACAUGGUAUGGAGCUUUAGCAGUAACUCUUCUCCUCUUCCCUCCCUACAGCCACUCUGGAUGGAGGCAUCGGGCUGCUGCUACCCAUGCAGGAGAAGACCUACCGCAGAUUGCUGAUGUUGCAGAAUGCUCUCACCACCAUGCUGCCACACCACGCAGGGUUAAACCCCAAGGCUUUCAGGUAACUCACCACACAAGGUUACUGAUAACGGUUGUGGUUAUCUUUAUUCUCCCCAUGGCUCUAAAGUUGGCAACACUUCAAUACUUUUUAGGCUUUCUGAGGCAACAUUAAUUGGCUUUUUUAGAAAGCUGAGACUAAAACUAAGUUUUUGGAUCUCGUUCCUCCAGGAUGUUGCAUGCUGACCGGCGGCAGCUCCAGAACGCGGUGCGGAACAUUCUGGAUGGAGAGCUGCUCAACAAGUACCUGUACCUCAGCACCAUGGAGCGCAGUGAGCUGGCCAAAAAGAUCGGCACCACCUCUGAUAUAGUGAGUAUUAUUAGUUCCUUCUUUGGCCUAGUUCUCUCAUCGACAAAACUAGCUACACGAGCCAAGGCAGAUGCAUCUUAAUAAUGUAUCUAAAUCCAAUUUAUAGUCCCCAUCUUAAUCAAUUGUGGUCCAAAUCAACUUGGCGCAAAUAACUAUCAGUUAUGAGAUAUUUGAAUCAAUUAUCCGUAUCUCCAUUUCAGAUCUUGGAUGAUCUCCUUGAGGUUGACAGGGUGACUGCUCAUUUCUGAGAGCAGCAUCCUUGACCACGCCUUCCUCAGCAUGCGUGAGACCCAGGAUCUUCUCCCAUCUGUUUUAUAUGAAAAGGAGGCUUUUUGGUAUCUAUGUUCUGUAUAGAAACUUUAGUUUUUUUGUUAUGUGUUUAAUAAAUUUUGUUCAGUCAGAUAAGGAGUUCGUAGUCAUGUUUCUUAGAAUAUUUUGUAAACAAAAUGUAUUUAAAAAAACAUUCAAAACACUGGAUUGUACAUGUCUUUAUAAAACGUUAUAAUCAUCUUUGGUCUUUUAGGGUCAAAUAAUUUGAGUUCCGCACCUGUAACUCGCAAAUUUGUCAUGGACAUCAAUGCAUUAUUUACACAAGAGACAAAGAAUUCCAAGGGGAGGAAGGGCACUUUAUUUAGUUAACGCCACUUUCCUUAAUAUAAGAAUACAAAUAUUUCCUAAAAGGGAUGAACAUUGAUGACUUGUUAAAGAAUGACUUGACCAAACUAUAUGCCUGCAGUUAAAGUAAUCUCAGCAUCUAUAAGCACUAUUAUCCAGGUAAUGCAACGUAAGAUUAAAAAGCCUGAAUGUUCUCUGUGUCUAAACAUGUGCUAUUAAUAAGAUUUAAUAUAAAUCUGAAAAGGCUGCCAAUCUUAUUCAAAUCAGAUUGCUCCAUCGUUGACUUUCUCAUUCAUAAAAAUCGUCAUGGCCACAGCAGGAAUCUUGGCUAAAAGGAAUCACUUUCAAGCUUUUUACCACCACAUACUGCUAUCAAAUUCAACCCCAGUAAAAACCAAAAAGAAUAAAUGGUUCUACGUUUGUAAUCAUUAAAAUGUCUUGUGCCAGUUGACAUUCCUUGGAGGCAUUGAGACAGUGCUCCUCAAUACCAUGACUCCUGGCGAGUCAAGUGCUGAGCUUGGAGCUGUAUUUGGUACUUUUUCCUGUCCUCUGACUAAGACACAUGAUAGUCUUCAUUCUGCCAAAGCAGAUUUGGUAUGUACUGUAGAUGUGGGAAAUGUAUAGCACCAUUGUAGCAGCCCAUCUGUCCAUUUGACAACUAUCAUAUUAAAAUACUUAUUCAGUAGUUAUCCUCCUGUCGAACGGGUUGCAUUUCUUGAGCUUUAAUCAGGAGUCACUAGUCUCAGGUAUGCAGCUGAGGUAUGGUGUGUCAGGGUGUCAGCCUCUACUUCAGAUAUUGGUAGACUUCCUCAUCCAGUGAUAUGAGGUUGAAGUAAGACAACAGGGAUAGCAGGGAUCGUGUCAGACUCAUCAUCGCCAUUUCUGACCUGGGAAGAUACAAUGAUUGAAGUUAAUGUUUUAGGCAAUCUUGUAGGAACUAAAUAUGCUGAUUUAUGUAUUUAAGGGGAAUGUCUGGAGCAAGACCUACCCAGUCGGGUCUACUGAUAUAGUGAUAUAUACUCAGUGGCCAGUUUAUUAGGUACACAACCCCGUUAGCAGAAAUCGUUCACUCCUACAGACAGUGAGUCACAUGGCCUGCUAUAUAAAAGCAGGCAGAGGCAUCCAGUUACUGUUCGAUUGAACGUUUGAAUGGGCAAAACUAGUGACCUAAGCGACGGAGCGUGGUAUGAUUGGUGCCAGGCACGCCGGUUCCAGUAUCCCCAAGGCUUUUCACGCACGACAGUGUCUAGGGCAGCGUUUCCCAAACUCGGUCCUCGGGACCCCAAGGGUUGUGCAUGUUUUGGUUUUUGCCCCAACACUACACAGCGGAUUCAAAUGAUCAAAGCUUUAUGAUUAAUUCAUUAUUUGAAUCUGCUGUAGUGCUAGGGCAAAGACCAAACGUGCACCCCGAGGACCAAGUUUGGGAAACCCUGGUCUAGCUAGGGUUGGUGCGACAAACAAAACCUCUAGUCAGCGGCAGUCCUGUGGGCGAAAAUAGCCUGUUGAGAGGUCGAAGGAGAAUGGCAAGAAUCGUGCAAGCUAACAAGCGGGCCACAAACAGGCAAAUAACGGCGCAGUACAACAGUGGUGUGCAGAAAGGCAUCUCUGAACGAACAACUCGUUGGUCCUCGUCGCAGAUGGGCUAAUGCAGCAGACGACCACACCGGUUUCUACUCCUAUCAGCUAAAAACAAGAAGAAGCGGCUCCAGUGGGCACGCGAUCACCAACACUGGACAAUUGAGUGGAAAAACGUUGCAUGGUCUGACAAAUCCCGGAUCCUGUUGCGUCAUGCUGAUGGCAGUCAGGAUUUGGCUUAAGCAGCAUGAGUCCAUGGCCCCAUCCUGCCUGGUGUCAACGGUACAGGCUGGUGGUGUAAUGGUGUGGGGAAUGUUUUCCUGGAACACGUUAGGUCCCUUGAUACUGUUGGGUACUAACUUUUAAACUUGAAAUAUGAAGGAGAUGGGGAGCGAAGUGAAAAUGACAUGGCUUGGGAACACCUCUUGUAACCUGUGGCUUAACGGGGGAUGACUGGGUGAAAGCAUUAGGUUUUUUAGGGCCUUCAUUUUUGUGGAACCCAGCAGAAAAUUAUCCCGAAGGCAUAGUCAGGCGAAGCGAGAGUGGGAAUCGUCAUGUUAUCAAACUUCGGUUUUUCUUUGCAAAUAUAAUUAUGCAUAGCUUAACAUGUUUUGUGUUUCUUUUUGCUUUUCAAGUGGUGCUAUUACUCUGAGGAAGUGGAGAAAGUCAAAAGCUCCAGCUGAAAUGUCGUCAUCAGUUGUCUGAUGAGAGAAGGAAAUAAGAGUGUGCAUAGUGUGAUUAUAGAGCAGAGGCCAUAAAUCUGAGGUGUAAAUAUACAAGUCAACUGAAUGUUAAUCGUUUCAUUAAAAAAAAAAAGUAAUCUCCAAGUUUAUAUAAUGUUGAACAGUAUGGAGUUAUUGUUCAUAAAGGGGACUGUUGGGUACUAACUUCUAAACUUGAAAUAUCCUUAUUCAUGUUACCAUAUUAGAACUGAGGGUAUGGAAAUCUACUGAGUGAGAAAGGUGAGUGCAGGAAGAACAUGUUCUUGUUAAAUCUCAGGUGUCCUAUGGAGAGGAGAAGGGUCACAGUCUGGUUCCAGUCAACAGAUAAGGUAGGACAGCCGUGAGUUGGGGAGGAGUGAGGAAUUUGGGCCCAGGUCAGGUCAGAUGAAGUGAGAAAGAACAGGCAUCACUAAAGUCCUGCCUAGCAACAAAGAUGUGUUUAGAGAAAAGGAGGAGACUGCCUAAAGGGGGGUAUAAAUACUUGUGCUGGUGGAAACAUGUCUUUGUUUUAUGCAGCUGUGUGACCCAGUGGGUGAAUAAACUUGGUUUGAGCUUUACUAGUCGUCCGCAAGUUUGACUGUUUAUUUAGAAUCUAGAAAUACCAAUUGAGCAAUGCUUCCAUGCCCUGAAGAAUACAGGGUGAUCUGGAGGCAAAGGGGGGGUGAGACCUAGGAGAUGUUGACGCUUGCGCUCUAGCCAACCGUUCGCAGAUACAGUGCGAGUAGGCUAGUCUACAUAAUGGAAUUAUUAUGGAUAAGUGUGAGAAUAUUUGGAUUUGUCAAACGGCAGUCAAGCAUCGAUCAUCAUGUCACCAGAAUAAGACCCUGGAUAUUUAUUGGAAAGGAGCAUCAAGAUCACUGUGCACUUUCACCACCCUGUGAAAUUCACAACUUCUCAUCUGUAGCCUAAUAAACUGCAUGCUUUCCCGAGUCCUAGUGGGAAGACCACACCAUAUCACGUGACUCCAAGUUCACUUAAAUAUGAUGGUUAUUAUAUAAAUAUUUUCGCAUAAAGGCAUUUCCACUGCCAAUUCUCGCAUAAUUAAUCUUACGAACAAAUGAUCUGUCGGCAUUCAUAAAAUUGUACCGAAACUUCCCGUUUCCAUCACAGCUGUCAUGAUUUAUUAUUUUUUUAUACAGUAUGAUUUUACUCGCAUAAAAACUGUGGAUGGAAACGUGGUUACUGAGUGUAUAGUGUUGGAUAAUUCGUUACCUCAGGGCACACUCGAACUUGAGGCUCUCCCAGGAGGUCCACACCCAUCGGAACACCCUGAACCUGGGAAGAACUCCCGGCCUCUCUGCCUGGAGCCGCCCCCAGCCUUGCACAGCGCUGGAGACAGGACAACAGGUUAGCAAGUAUCUACAACUGCUGCUAUGUGAAACAAUCGUCUGUUCACCUCUUAGCCAUGACACAGUAUCUGUCCACCAGAGCUCCCAGCCAGAUGUUGAUGCUGCUGCUACUCACCUCUUGGCCAUGACACAGUAUCUGUCUACCGGAGCUCCCAGUGUGAUGUUGAUGCUGCGGACCGUGUUGAUGUUCCUGAACACCAGCAGCAUGGGGCGUGGCAUGGACUUGAGAACAGCCAUGAUGUUGUCAAAGUGAUUGACAGCCAUGUCCUUCAUAUAGGAUGUCUCUUCAUGACUCAGGAUGUUGGACAUGCCCAGCUCCCGCAUGUUGAUUGGCCGCUGCAGCAGCAUCUCACAGAAGAUGAAGUAG